This is a messenger RNA of Vombatus ursinus (common wombat), 4155 nucleotides long. RefSeq names its product leucine-rich repeat and immunoglobulin-like domain-containing nogo receptor-interacting protein 4. The record is from RefSeq and is a predicted model, not a curated record. Gene Ontology annotation, cellular component: extracellular matrix. Gene Ontology annotation, molecular function: protein binding. Lineage: Eukaryota; Metazoa; Chordata; Mammalia; Diprotodontia; Vombatidae. The transcript is spliced from 2 exons. Bases 1652 to 3472 code for a protein of 606 amino acids.
CGGAGUACAGCAUAAGAAAGGAUGGGCAGGAACUGCAGCAUCAGGAAUGAUGUUACCCCUCAGGGUGAACCUCCUGGUGGUCGGGUGGAAACGUUCACUUCAGAGGUCAGGUUAAUCUCUACUACCCAGCCAGCUCUGGAAAUUGAAGAUGCUCUGGCUUCCAUUGUUUCCCUGCAUCCCUCUCCCUAUAAUGUCUUAAAAUUUCAUUGCGCCUGAGUUUUAGUGCCUAGUGUAGCAGCUACCUUCUGCAGGAAAAGCCAAGACAGUGACACUGUCUCUUCAGGCUCCCAUUUUCCAAUUGACAGAAAGGGCAAAACAGAACUGACCUUGUCGGCUGCACUUUAUAGCACCUGCACCAAAAAAAGGGGGCCAGGGUUGGAGAAGCCCUUGACUUGAAGCCCACCUCUACUGGUUCCUGGGGCUCAGUCACGUUGGCCAUUUUUUGCCCACUAUCCAAGGUUCUUCCUCGAUGUGGAAAGUUGAGAGAAGGGAUAAUUUCUUUUCUCUUCUUUCACCCCACCCUCACUUCUCCUGCUUGCUACCCCUGACCCUUACCUAAUGGUCAUUCAUAGUUAUAGUUGUCUGGGUGAUGUCUGGCCACUCAGUCCCCGAGGCCCUGCGGUGAGCCAGCUCUGCAGACUGCCUGCAGUUAGGAUAGUGCCAAUUCAAGCCUGACUCAAUAGCCACUGUGCCAGCUGAGUGACCCAGCUUCUGACGUCUCUCCCUAGGCAUUCUCCCUCCAUUCCUAUCUUUCUGUGUGUCCUUUUAUCUCUGCCUAUGUGUUUCUCUCUCUCAGCUAGAACAGAAGAGAGCAGGAUGCCCCUAAAGCAAGAUCAGAGCACCAUUUAAAGGGCCUGAGAGCAGCAAAAUUCUUGGACCAUAAUCUGAACAUUCCCUCUUUCUCACACAUAUUAACAUGACUACCUUCUAUAAGAAAAAGGGGACAUGCUGUUGAGAAUGUCUCUCUAAGGCUCCUAGAGGGCAUGCCUUGCUUCCAAAUGAUCCCUGAGUCCAUCUCUUCUUGAGGGGAGGCAGGUAGGGAAAGCCCUUUACCCCAGUCCUCAAUACUGCCGUCCUCCACUCAGUGCCAUGGUUAAUGUGCAGAUUGGCUGUCAUCCAUACAACUACUCUGGGGAGAUUGGAUCUCCCUAGCCCAGAGAGACAGACCUGGACCCUGAGUCAGGUCACAAGGAACAGUAUGGAAGCCAUGGGGAAAGCUCCUGGAUCCCAACCCCUCUCCCUGUGCUGCCCACCCUCAAUAAUAAAAAUGUUUAGGACUUGUGAAGUAACUUCAGAAAAGCUUCCAUAGCCACUAUUCUAUUUGGUUUUCACAAGCAGCUUGUGAAGUUAGCAAGGGAGGCUUUAUUAUAUAAGGACAUUUAGACAGGCUGUAAAGUGACUUGCUCCAAAGUCAUAAAGCUAGUAAAUAGCAGGGCUGGAACAAGAAGCUAGCUCUUCUGACCCUUAGCUCUCCAAGGCUACAAAGCAGAGCAGGUACAGCUCCCUUGGAGCUCAAUGAAGCGUUUUUCUCCAUCCUAGGCUGAUAAAGUCAGGACGUAAGGGCCUCUCUCCUCACAAGACAGGGAGCUCUGGGCCAUGGACACACACCCCUGAGACUCAGGGAAACUAUAGAUGGAACUUCAAGCCAUCCAUGCUGCCUACCAGGCAUGGCUCCAGAAGCAAAGAAGGAAUGGACAUAGACAUAGCUUCCCGUUGGGCCUCAGCCUCUUGGCCGCCCCUCUUCUUUUUGCUCCUUCUGGCUGGAAGGAGUGGCCGAGGCUGCCCAGCAGCAUGUGACUGUGCCUCCCAACCCCAAGCAGUGAUCUGUGCUAGCCGGCUGCUGGAGGCAGUACCUGGAGGGAUCCCACCAGACACUGAGCUCCUGGACUUGAGUAGGAACCGCCUAUGGGGCCUCCAAAGGGGAAUGCUCUCCCGCCUGGAACCACUCCUUGAGUUGGAUCUCAGUCACAACCAGCUUUCCACUCUAGAACCUGGGGCCUUCCAGGGUCUGCGGAACCUCCUCACUCUGAGGCUUCGGGGUAACAGGCUCCGAAUUGUGGCCCCUGGGGUCUUCUCUGGCCUACCCUCCCUAACCCUACUGGAUCUCAGCCUCAACCAGAUAGUCCUCUUCCUGGACGGUGCCUUUGGAGAGCUGGGCAGCCUUCAGCAGUUGGAAGUGGGGGACAACCACCUGGUGUUUGUGGCACCAGGGGCCUUUGUGGGACUGGCAAAGCUAAGCACCCUUACCCUAGAACGAUGCAACUUAAGCACUGUGCCUGGGCCUGCCCUGGCCCGACUCUCAGGGCUGACAGGGCUGAGGCUACGUGAGUUGGACAUUGGUCGGCUGCCUCCUGGGGCCCUGAGAGGACUGGGGCAGUUACGGGAGCUAGAGAUCCACCAGUGGCCAUCUCUGAGGGCCCUGGAGCCUGGAAGCCUGACUGGCCUCAAUCUCAGCCAUCUAGCCAUCACCCACUGCAACCUGAGUUCCGUUCCCUUCCAAGCCCUGGGCCAUCUGAGCUUCCUCAGGGUCCUGGACUUGUCUCAGAACCCCAUCUCAAGUAUCCCAGCCCGGAAACUGAGUUUUUUGGUACGGCUCCAGGAGCUCCACCUCUCAGGGGCCCACCUUGCCUCUAUUGCUGCCCACGCUUUCCAUGGUUUGGCGGCCUUCUGCCUCCUGGACGUGGCCAACAAUGCCCUUCAGACUCUGGAAGAAGCUGCCUUCCCCUCCCCAAGCAAUCUGGUCACCCUGCGACUGGCUGGCAACCCCCUGAUCUGUGACUGCCGUCUGCUGUGGCUACUCCGGCUUCGCCACCGCCUAGACUUUGGCAAAUCCCCCCCAGCCUGUGCCAGUCCGCUCCCCGUCAGGGGAAAGAACCUACGGGACUUCUCAGACAUCCUGCCCCCAGGACACUUCACUUGCAGAGCAGCCCUGAUUCAGAGGUCUGGGCCACGAAGAGUCAGUGCAGAGGAGGGGCAGCAGGCUGUCUUCUCCUGCUCAGGGGAUGGAGACCCAGCUCCUACCAUUUCAUGGCAAGGGCCCCAGGGGAUUUGGCUGGGUAGAACUGGACGAGUGAGAGUCCUCGAGGACGGGACCCUGGAGAUCCGGUCAGUACAGCUUCGAGACAGGGGUGCUUAUGUUUGUGUGCUCAGCAAUGUAGCCGGGAAUGACUCGCUGAGCACCUGGUUGGAGGUGAUCCAGACUGAGUCGCCAAAUGGGACCCUUUCUGAUACCAAUGCCACCACUCUGGGAACCCCAGGACCCUUCUUCCUGGAUAGCAGGGGCCUGGUUGUAGUGUUAGUUGUUGGCUUCCUCCCCUUCCUCACCUCUGUAACCCUCUGCUUUGGCCUCAUUGCACUAUGGAGCAAAAGCAAGGGACGGGUCAAACAUCACACAACCUUUGACUUUGUGCCUCCUCGGGCUUCAGGGGAGCGGGGUGCUGGGGGCAACCGAGUCACUGCCAAACUCUUCUGAUCUCCCUUUCCAUUCCCCCCCUGAGAGGCCAGACAAGCCAGUUUUAGUUGGAAAAAAAGGCUAAUUGGGCCAGUGCCUUUCCCCAAAGGAUGUUCUGGAGAAUCAGGACCCAAGUGUCCCCAGCAUGCCCCUGCCUUCCUUGUGUCAGCUAACGGUAUCUCCUGAGCCUACCAUCAGCCUCUCUCUAUGGACAUUUCCAAUCUGGAAAUGACAGCCAACUUCUACUGAUUCUCCCCUUCCUCUGAGGGUUCUAGAGUGCUGGAGGUUUAUGGGAUGUCAUCCUCUCUUGACAGUGGAGUACAAAGCUAUCAGCCCUUACCUCCCACCAGAAGACAAGCAGGCAAUAGACCCAUUGCCUACCUUAAUCACUAGCAUCACAUCUUUUCCUCACUUUACUUAACUAUCAAAACCAAUCACCAGAGCCACUGACAGGGCCAUUGCAGAGACGGGUCUGGGACGUUACCACUUGCUUCUCUGCCUCUUUUCCCCACAAGGUACAGACUGGACAGAGGCAGACACCUCUCUAUUGCACCCAGCCUCACCCAAGGGCCCAGAGCUAGAAAGAGAACAGCUCUUCAUGGUCUCUGGGAUGGAGGGAAAGGAGGAAAUGAGUAAGAACAUACUCAGGCACCAUGUCUGCCUGACCAUUAAACCUGCUGCCAAAAGGCUGCAAUCGGUGAAAA